Cryptomeria japonica (Japanese cedar) is the source of this 372-nucleotide messenger RNA. RefSeq names its product short-chain dehydrogenase reductase 2a-like. The record is from RefSeq and is a predicted model, not a curated record. The transcript has a single exon. The coding region runs from base 1 to 372 and encodes 123 amino acids. NCBI's taxonomy places the organism in Eukaryota, Viridiplantae, Streptophyta, Pinopsida, Cupressales, Cupressaceae.
AUGAGUCCUUAUGCAUACACAGCUUCUAAGCAUGCAAUCAUAGGCCUCACCAAACAAGGAGCGACUGAGAUGGGACGAUAUGGUAUCAGAGUGAAUUGUGUUUCUCCAAGUUCUUUAGCCACUGAUAUUACUUCUCUAUUCUUUAGAAAAUCUAGAAAAUCUAAUCCCAUGAAUCCAGAAGAGCUCAAGGCCAAUUGGGAGGCAUUUUAUAACAAGACAGCCAAUUUAAAGAACCAUAAUCUUAAAACACAAGAUAUUGCAGAGGCUGCAUUGUAUUUGGCCAAUGAGGAAUCAAAGUUUGUAAGUGGCCAUAAUAUUGUGGUCAAUGGAGGGGACACAAUAGUAAACCAUGACUUGGGUCUGUAUCAGUGA